CAUUGUCCGUGCUAAAUAAAAUUAGUACGGUCACUGGAAGCUUAAAACAGAUGAAUGCAAAUAGCGUUAUUUUUAUUCAAAUUCAUUCGGAUUAUCACCGGCGAUCUUAAACUCCAAGAGGCUACUAAAAUUGGCCGUUAAACGACGGACAGGCCAUAACGCUGUACUGACAGAGGACGAGCAGGGCAAAUGUAUCAAGCGAGCUUUAAUAGUGGCCUCACAUCAAGACCCGGCUACGAGCGACCAGGGAUGAGUUCUUACCUGCCUAUUCGCCAGUGCGCCCCGAGGGGGGAUGAGAUCCACGCCGGUGAAAAUACAGGGUAUAUGGACCACUUUCUUAAUAUCCCGGAGAUAUGUCCCACUGGAAACUACAGGGCUCCUCGAUAUUAUAUGGGAUCAUAUGCUUCCGAAGCAUGUCGAAUGGAAGCACUCCAACAGCGAAAUCACGAACUGAGAAUGGGUCUUCAAACAAACCGAGCGUCGUUCUACCCAAACAUGAACGUACCAGGCAUGAGAUUCGGAGACCCGUGCGAUACCCAGGGAAAUUGUAAUCCCGCUCCGAGGGCAGACAGCUUGAGUCCUUGCUCAAAGUCCGGGAAUGGAACAACCGAGGGGGAGACGCCGUCAUUUUAUCCCUGGAUGUCAAUCGUAGGUCCCAACUCUAACCAAAGACGCAGAGGGCGACAAACAUACACGAGGUUCCAAACCCUAGAGCUUGAGAAAGAAUUUAAAUUCAACAGAUAUCUCACUCGAAGACGUCGUAUAGAGUUGUCGCAUAUGUUGUGUUUAACGGAAAGGCAGAUAAAAAUAUGGUUUCAGAAUCGGCGAAUGAAAGAAAAGAAAGAGUUACAGGCAAUUAAAGAACUGAACGAACAAAGUAGGGUUCACGAUAAAACAAAAGCAGAGGAAGCAGUUCCAACGAAAUCUACAAGCUCAUCGUCAUCAUGUGCUCAGAAUUCGAAUCAAUCACAUUCGCCCGAAAAUUCAGAAAGUUGAAAUAAUUUAUCUCCUUCGAUGUUUUUGUUGAACUAUCGGAGGCCGCCGGAAGUGGCGAUACCUCCACUACCUCCGCUAAUGAAUUGUGGGUAAAACCUUAAUGGAUGACACAAUGUUUGUGAACAAUGUCGUCUGUUCAUUAUGUUUAAAACUGACGUGAACAAUUGGCAACCAAGAACUAACACUACUCAACCAAAACCAUUCGGCGGUCAUGUUGUGUCCACGACGAAGCAAGUUUACGUGUCGUCUGUUCAAACAUUGCAUCAUCUGCAGUGGCGCAUUUCACACUCUUCUUAACGAAAACGAUAUCAUCCACAACAGCACCAACUACUUCGCCGUUAUAGCCUGAGUAAAUUACGACAUCGACAUUACUAUCGAUAACAUUUCCGUGUAACUGGUUACGUCAACGCAGCAUUAUUAAUCGGCAUAUCUUGUGCUGAUCGUCCCAUACGGAAAGACGUAGCUCCGAAGAAGAAAGAACCAGUUCGCCUGUUGCGAAGUAUCAGGUCGGAGCACGAGCAGAUAUGAAGACCGACACUAUCUUAAAAAGCAACCGUGAUCGUGAACAUUGUCGUCUGCUACAAUACCGCAGUGAAUGCAACAUCAGACGAGUAGUAACUGUCGUCUGCUGCCUUCAGUUUUGGCGGAAAAGCUUGUCAUUUUGGACGUGAUGUGUGUGUAUUGCGCAAAACAAUCAUCACAAUGAACUUGUAUUUGAAAUGGCAAGACCCACAUCUGAAUGGCAAGAACGUGUUUUCUCAAGAGCCAAAGCCGCUUCAUUGUUUCAUGUCUCAUCCACCUUUGUAGAAAAUCCGCCAUUUUGUGUCGACGCCAUCUUGAAUAUUAGGUCGUGUUCAGGGACUCACGUUUCACCACGUUUUAUUUUUGUUCUUUACAUAUGUUAGCUUAUUCUAAUUUUUGUUUCGUAUUUUUGUCAUAUUGUGAUUAUUGAUGUUCACGAACUCUCGCAAGAGUGCUCACCUAUAACGAGAAUCCAUGAGACUUCACGGUCUCGUGACCUUGACUUUGGUCAUAGGGUAUUUAUGUGUGAAGGAAAACUUCACGCAAGCCCGAAAACUUACAUGAGAUGACGAGAAUACAAUAUUAGUUUAUAGUUACCCAGUGAUUCAUAACUUAUCCUCAUCGUUUAUCGAUCUCUCGUUAUUUUUCACUCUUUGAAUGAGAUCUAACCGGCGGUUAGGAAACACACCCUGUACAUGCGAGAAAAAAAUGAUUAAGGUUUAAUGACGAGGAAUACGUGUAAAUGUUUAUUGUCUCAACGAGAAAGGAUCACUGGUAGAUUAUUGAAUAUUGUGUUAACAUAUGCUUGUGUUAUUCACGAUUGUGGUACCAAUAAUAGAGCUUGAUAGGCUUAUUGUGAUCUAACGAGAGGAAAAAUACAGGAGAUUGGAUUAAAAUCUACUCUCAUAUGAAACCAAAUAAUUUAUAGGUAGAUAUUAAGCAUGAUUUCUUUAAAAUGUCCAUAUUUACCAUUAGCAAUUUACGAUUUAGCAUAAAUUGAUAAAUUCUAAACAUGUGUACAUCGUAUGUAGUCGACGUCACAAAAUAUAUACACGUGCAAGUUUCCAAAUUAAAGUACAAAAAUCGACAAAGCUGCAUUCACAUCAAAUCAAAUUAAGACAGACAAAGAAACGGUUAGUAGCAAGUCAAAUAUUCUGCAAGAGCUAUAUAUCAAAACGUAAUUUUCCGAAAUAGUUUAUUCAUAUAACGAAAAUCAAAAUACAGCUUGUUAUUCCUAUACGUGUUUUCGUAAUUUUUAAGAUGUAUAAUUAGUAAUAUAUAUGUAUAGGUUUCCUGUCACGUCCGUAGCUUAAUACAUCCAUUAAGCUGGGUCGUUACUAUUGCCCCCAAAACAAAACAAUAUCAUCACCAGAGCAUGUUCUGAAUGAAAAUCUCUUUGUUCAAAACGGACGUAUCGGUAACUGCAACAUAGCACCUGCUUGUCCAUACAUUAUCAGACUUAAUCCUUUAUCAUGCGAUUGUCAAAACAUAUCUGCUGUUAUUUCAGAAACGUCGUGUCUUUGUGACGACAAUCACGGGCUGUCGCCACACUCAAAUGCGCAAAAUAUGUAUACGUGGUAAUUAUUUAUAGUUUAAUAAAUCGAAAGUCACAAUAACAUUGUGUUUAACGAAAUCAAAUAUUAAUACUCUGGAUCUGGAUAUCUUUUAUAGGCAUUAAGUGGCAUUCAUUCUAAGUACCGUUAUUUGAUAGAACAGGUAUAGAGAUAUAAAAGAGGAACGAUUUUAUCGAAACUAUGAGGUUUAUAGAAAAAUGGUAGUUUUUAUCGUCAUAUUUUCUGGUUAUCCAAGCGUCACUUAUAGUUGUUAUGACUGUAUUGUGUUUUUCAUUUACGAGAUAUUGAUAUAAACUAUUCUGUAAGAUUGUAAAGAUCUAUAUUGCAGCCUGAAUGUAACGAGAACAAUGUUGAUAUAGAUUUUUGUUUGAUAUUAAAUGUCUGAUCAAAUAUA
Haliotis rubra (blacklip abalone) is the source of this 3486-nucleotide messenger RNA. Its product is annotated as homeobox protein Hox-B7-B-like. Gene Ontology annotation, molecular function: DNA-binding transcription factor activity, RNA polymerase II-specific; RNA polymerase II cis-regulatory region sequence-specific DNA binding. The record is from RefSeq and is a predicted model, not a curated record. Gene Ontology annotation, cellular component: nucleus. NCBI's taxonomy places the organism in Eukaryota, Metazoa, Mollusca, Gastropoda, Lepetellida, Haliotidae. The transcript has 3 exons. The coding region runs from base 190 to 996 and encodes 268 amino acids. Gene Ontology annotation, biological process: anterior/posterior pattern specification; regulation of transcription by RNA polymerase II.